CUGUGGAGGAAGAAGGGGGGGUGCUCCAUGGACAGAUCACAUUAGUAUUCCCGUCCUAUCAAUGUGCGGGGCAGCGCACAACGUCAGGCGGACCGAUUCCCUGCGUCUGCCAGUCCCGCCACAGAUUCAUUUGGGAUCCUCAAACAGAUGAGCCCGUAGAGACGGGGGAUCAAGGCGGCCUAUUAGAGCCAAUUGCCUGCUUCGGGGACUGCCAGCCCUUCCAGGCCUGGCAACGCGGGAGGGUGGGGAAAGACGACGGAGCGCCGCUGCGGGAAGACACUGAAGCCAGAGCGACACUCAUCCCCCCCCCCCCCAACCUUACAGCGCAGGCUUUGAAAGCUGCUCCCCCAUCUGAAUGGAAACUCAGAACCGCCGGGCGGCGCGUUCCUUCUCGCCCAGCGUUGCGAUCCAUGCCGAGGGGCAGGUAGUGCGAGCCCGCGCCAGCGCCCAGCUCCCGGGACAGGGCCGGCAAUGCUGCUGAGCAGAACUUGACCGAGCCCCUUCCUCGCUGCUAGUGGAAGCGAUGCUGCACGGCACAGCCAGCGCUUCCCAGGCUCUCCUUCAAGCUGAAGGUUACCCACCCGCGCAGCCAGCCCCAGCCCUGUGAGCGCCGCGCCUCGGUUCCCGGCUCCGGCUGCUUGGCGGCACGCAGGGCAACGACCGGGCCGCCCGCGCCGGGGCGCACUGCACCAGCGGCUUCGGCUUGGUGGAUGUGUAUGCAUGAGUUCUGCACCGAAUGGGCGCAAAAAGCGCCCCAGCCGGUCCACCCGCUCCUCGAUCUUCCAGAUCAGCAAGCCCCCGCUGCAGAGCGGGGAGUGGGAGCGCAGGGGCAGCAGCUCCGAGAGCGCCCACAAAACCCAACGAGCCCUGGACGACUGCAAGAUGCUUGUCCAAGAGUUCAACACUCAAGUGGCCCUGUACCGAGAGAUGGUCAUUUCUAUCGGGGAUGUCUCUGUCAGCUGCCCCUCACUCCGGGCGGAAAUGCACAAGACCAGAACCAAAGGCUGUGAAAUGGCCCGCCAGGCACACCAAAAACUUGCUGCCAUCUCAGGCCCGGAAGAUGGUGAGAUCCAUCCAGAAAUCUGUCGGCUUUAUAUCCAGCUGCAGUGUUGCUUAGAAAUGUACACAACAGAGAUGCUCAAAUCCAUAUGUCUGCUGGGGUCUCUUCAGUUUCAUCGAAAAGGAAAGGAGCCUGGUGGGGGAACCAAGAGUUUGGACUGCAAAAUUGAGGAGAGUACUGAAACACCUGCUCUAGAGGACUCCUCAUCAUCCCCUGUAGAUAUUCAGCAACAUUCCUGGCAGGUUUCCACAGACAUUGAGAACACUGAAAGAGACAUGCGAGAAAUGAAAAACCUUUUAAGCAAACUCAGGGAAACUAUGCCUUUACCAUUGAAAAAUCAAGAUGACAGCAGCCUUCUAAAUCUAACUCCCUACCCCCUGGUUAGAAGACGGAAGAGAAGGUUCUUUGGGCUGUGUUGUCUUGUCUCAAGCUAGGCAACUCCUCCUGGAAACCCACCAAUGCGAAGACCUGAAAAUAUCACAGAACCUGAGGACCUCCAGACAGCUGAACCACAAUUAUUGGUUUUUGACUAUGUUUUCUAUGCUUCCUUAUUACUUUUAUUCGCCUCCCUCUACCCUUUUAAAUGAUUUUACAUGUGAAAGCAGCUGCUGUCAAGGGGGGUAAAAAAGAUUCAAAAAGCAGGCUGUUUUUAAAAGGAUUUUUAAAGCUGACAUUGUGCAUGUCUGCUCCAAACCAUACCAUGACAGAUGCGAGAAUUAUGGUUUUUAAAUUAUUUAAAGGUUUUUUUUAAAUGUAUCAUACAGAGAAAAAUUAUUUCAUGUAUAAUAGUAUAUCUUUAGCUCUUGCUGAUCUCAUGUUAACAAGUUAUCAUAUAUGAAAGUCUUUAAACAUAGAAAUCUCUCUAAAACUGCAAAACUGUGUUCAAAAAUCCAAUCUAUCAAUAUUAUUAGAGAUAAUAUUAUAAUCAAACAUAUACCACCUCACCUAUUGCUUUGUCUGUGCUCAUUCACAUCUAGUCUUCCAUUCUGUCGGAAUCCAAGAGCUUCUACAUAAAAACAUCUUAAUUUAUAAUGCAACAAAAACCAUAUAUGGAAAGUAUUUAAAUUUUGUAAAUACACAAUUAUCCUAAUACCUUCGUACAAUGCAUAUGGGCAACUAAUUUCCUUUUGAUCCAAUGGUGUCUUUUUCAGCUUCUUGGAGAAUGAAGUAAUCCAGUUAGAAAAUGGUGUAGUAACAUAUACAAUUACCCUCAAAUGUAAAAUUGAGUAUUAUCACAUUUUGUUCUAAUUGAAAUCUGAAGCAUGAUGUCUGCACAGCAGCAUAGUGUUAAAUCUUAUAGGGCAUGCCGGAAUUAGCUCAGAUCGUAAAAAUAUUUAACAUUUUCUGUUAAUAAAAUCUUUUUAGUUAAGCUAA
Molecule: messenger RNA, 2434 nt
Organism: Leopardus geoffroyi (Geoffroy's cat)
Lineage: Eukaryota; Metazoa; Chordata; Mammalia; Carnivora; Felidae
Gene: RGS7BP
Product: regulator of G protein signaling 7 binding protein
Exons: 6
Coding region: 721-1494 (257 amino acids)
Biological process (GO): G protein-coupled receptor signaling pathway
Cellular component (GO): nucleus; neuron projection; postsynapse
Source: RefSeq, a predicted model, not a curated record